This is a messenger RNA of Calidris pugnax (ruff), 5139 nucleotides long. It is a transcript of the gene COL16A1, whose product is annotated as collagen, type XVI, alpha 1. The record is from RefSeq and is a predicted model, not a curated record. Lineage: Eukaryota; Metazoa; Chordata; Aves; Charadriiformes; Scolopacidae.
AUGGCUGUGUGUGGGGACGAGGGCUCAGGGAUGGAUGUCUCGCUCUUCGCAGCGGAGCCCAACGUGUCCGGUCUGUCCCGGCUCCGGCUGCCUGCAGCCCUGCCGUGCUUCGUGGCAGGAAGAGGCAGGAGGGAGGCCAGAGCGGGCAAGGCUGUGGGACACGGGCCGGUGCCCACCACGUGCCUGUCCUGCUGCUGCCCGACAUCUCUCCCUUGCAGGCAGCCCUCUUGGCCCCGAGCCGCUGCCACGGGCACCAUGAGGGGUCUCUGGGCCCUGGCGCUCGCGGGGCUCGUCAGCGCCUGCGAAGGGAAGGAGCUGACGGCGGCGGAAGGGGAGCCGUGCCCACAGCUCUGGAACGAGGACCUGGUUGGGGACAAGUAUGAGAACGUAACGGGUUUUAACCUGAUUAAGAGGUUCGACCUGCUGAAGAUCUCCUCCAUCAAGAAGGUCCGCAACCCGCGGGGGCCGGUGGUGCUGCGGCUGGGCGCCGUGCCGCUGGUCCAGCCCACGCAGCAGGUGUUUCCCCACGGGCUGCCCCCCGCCUUCACCCUCGUCCUCACCUUGCUGCUGAAGAAGAACAGCACCGGGGAGCACUGGUACCUCUUCCAGGUCACCGACCGGCAGGGCUACCCCCAGCUGUCCCUGGCCGUGCACGGCCCCGAGAAGAGCCUGGAGUUUCAGGCGAGGGCACCGGGGGCCACGUUCGUCAGCGCCGUCUUCGCGGGGAAGGCGGUGGCAUCCCUCUUCGACGGGCGGUGGCACAAGGUGGUGGUGGCCGUGCAGAGCCGCGCUGUCUCCGUCCACCUCGACUGCUCCUCCAUCUCCUCCAAGCCGCUGGCAGCCCGGCGGCCGCUGGCCCCGGAGGGCAAUGCCUUCCUGGGGCUGGAUGCUGUGCGUGGCACCCCGGUGAGGUUCGACAUCCAGCAAGCUCAGAUCUACUGCGACGCCGAGCUGGCCAGGCAGGAGGGGUGCUGUGAGAUCUCGGCCAGCGGGUGCCUCACGGAAGCGCCCAAGACCCGUCGGCAGGCAGAGCUGAUGCAGAGCAGCAACCUCAUCGAGAUCUCGCCGCAGUCUGAGGGCCGGGUGUACACCCGCUGCUUCUGCCUGGAGGAGCCGCUGGGCACGGAGCCAGUGAGGACCUCGGGGAGGACCAGCCUGAAGGAAGAUCGUGGGGAGAAGUGCCCCCCCUGCUCGCCGCAGAUGGCCUCGGCAAAUGUCACCCUCGGUCCCCCGGGUCCAAAGGGUGGGAAGGGUGAGCGUGGCCUGCCUGGGACCACUGGGGCCAAGGGGGAGAAAGGCGACCGUGGCGCUGACUGCGUGCGCACCCACCCCGGUGGCCCCGUGCAGUGCGCCGAGGGGCCGCAGGGCGAGAAGGGGCAGCGCGGAGAGACGGGGGUCCCGGGGGCAGCCGGCGCUGACGGGCAGAAGGGCCAGAAGGGUGAGAAGGGUGACGGGGGACUGCAGGGCAAGCCGGGACGGCCGGGACGCGAUGGCCGGCCCGGAGAGAUCUGCGUGGUGGGUCCCAAGGGCCAGAAGGGUGACCCCGGCCUCGUGGGACCCGAGGGGCUGGCUGGCGAGCCGGGACCCCCGGGGAAGCCAGGAUCUCCAGGGAUCGGUUUUCCAGGGAAGCCGGGUGACCCUGGUGGCCCCCCAGGUCCAAAGGGAGAAAAGGGCAGCUCGGGAGCUCCUGGACCCGGAGGAUCGCCUGGGAUGCCCGGACCCCCCGGUGUCCUGGGGCCGAAAGGAGAUAAGGGUGAGCCGUGCGAGGUGUGUCCCACCAUCUCCGAGGGGAUGCUGGGUGCCACCGGGCUGCCUGGCAAGCCGGGACCCAGGGGAGCCCCCGGAGCGCCCGGCAAGGAUGGGGUCUCGGACAGACCCGGCCCUGCGGGACCCAAAGGGGACAGGGGAGACCCUGGCAUCCACGGGAUGAAAGGGGAGAAGGGGGACUCCUGCCUGUCCUGUGAUGCCCGUGUCCUUGCUGCGCUGCUGCGGGGUCCCCCCGAGGGGCUCGAGGGUGAACCGGCACCGGCGCCGCUGCAGCCCGGGCUACCCGGUGAAAUGGGGCUCCCCAGGCUGGCUGGCAUCAAGGGCCAGAAGGGGGACGGUGGCCAGGAGGGACCCAUGGGCAGACCGGGGCUCCCGGGAGACAAGGGGGAUCCAGGCGUGCGGGGGCUCAAAGGAGAGAAGGGCGACUCGUGUGGGCAAUGCCCUCCCGUGCCACAGGCCCUCGAAGGAGCAGCGACGGUGCUGGCCGUGCCCGGGCCACCGGGGGAGAGGGGCCAGGAUGGCCCCCCGGGCAGAGCGGGCAGACCCGGUGACAAUGGCCAGAAGGGACAGAAGGGGGAUGCAGGUAGCCCUGGGGACCCGGGCACCCCGGGCAUGGCUGGUGUCCCAGGGCUGUCGGGUGAGCCUGGCAUCAGGGGUCCGGCUGGCCCCAAAGGGGAGAAGGGAGACGCCUGCGAGCCCGGUCCCGCUCCCCAUGGGGACUUCUCCGACACGGUUGGCAUCCCGGGAAAACCUGGGGCCAAGGGAGACCAAGGCCCCCCAGGCAUCGGCCAGCCGGGCAGACCCGGGAAGCCGGGGCUGCCCGGGGUUCAGGGUCCCGCCGGACCGAAGGGGCUGCAGGGUGAGCCAGGACCGCGGGGGAUCGGCCAGCCGGGACCGCAGGGAGAGCCCGGGAGCUCCGGCCCACCCGGGACACCUGGCCCCCCCGGACCCCAGGGACCCCCAGGGAUGGCAGCAGAGCAAGGAGACCCUGGGGAGUGCGCCUGCCCCCCAGCACCCCGUCAGGACCCCAGCUACUCCGGGAUGCCGGGAGCCCCAGGACUGUGGACUGGGAUGUCCUGGCAGCCACAGCCGGGUCCGCAGGGUCCCCCCGGAGCCCCCGGCCCCCCGGGUCCUCCUGGUGCCCCGGGCCGCCAGGGGAUGCCAGGACACAACGGUUUGCCAGGACUGCCCGGACCGGCCGGAGACCUGGGGCCGCUGGCUGUCAUGGCUGAGAGGAACAUCGAGGUGCUGAAGAGCCUCUGCGGGGACUGUGCCCAGCUGCAGGCAGCCUUCGAAGCACCCAGCGGCGUCAAGGGAGAGAAUGGGGACGGGGGGGGCAUGCCAGGUGCCCCCGGCAGCGAGAGCUGCACCCAGUGCUUUUCCCAGCUCCCGAGAGCAGAGGAGGCUCGGGGUGACAGCCCUGACUGCGUGGGUGAUCCCGGGCUACCGGGUGCCCCGGGCAUCCCUGGAGAGAGAGGCGAGCAGGGCUCACCGGGACUGCGGGGACCCCCGGGGCCACCCGGGCCCAUCGGCCCCCCAGGCUUUCCUGGCACGCCUGGCGCACCCGGAUUGCCCGGUCUCCAGGGGGAACGUGGCCCUGCUGGGCUUGCUGGAGCCAAAGGGGAGCCGGGACCUCCAGGGCAGCCUGGUUACCCCGGCGCAACGGGUCCCCCCGGCCUUCCCGGCAUCAAAGGUGAGCGAGGCUACCUGGGCCCCCCUGGGGAGAAGGGGGAACUGGGACCCCCCGGCUUGGAUGGCCUCCCCGGUCCCGUGGGGCCAGCGGGACCGAGGGGCGAGCGCGGGCUCCCGGGCAGCGCCGGCGAGAAGGGGGACCAGGGUUUCCAGGGCCAGCCCGGCUUCCCAGGGCCACCGGGGCCCCCCGGCUUCCCAGGGAAGGUCGGUCCAGCUGGGCCACCGGGGCCCGCGGCUGAGAAGGGCAGCGAGGGCAUGCGUGGCCCCACGGGGAUGCCAGGGCCGCCUGGGCCCCCCGGACCUCCAGGUAUCCAGGGUCCUGCUGGCUUGGAAGGACUGGAUGGCAAGGAUGGCAAGCCGGGACUGCGGGGUGACCCUGGCCCCCCUGGGCCACCAGGAAUGAUGGGUCCUCCGGGCUUCAAGGGGAAGACGGGGCACCCGGGUCUCCCGGGACCGAAGGGUGACUGUGGCAAACCUGGCCCCCCGGGGAGCACGGGCCGGCCGGGAGCGGAGGGUGACCCCGGACCCAUGGGACCCCAAGGCCGGCAGGGACCCCCAGGGCUCAUUGGUCCCCCUGGAACCCCCGGACAGCCGGGUCCCGCUGGCCUCGCUGGAGUGGGGCUGAAGGGCGAUCGGGGCUCCACGGGGGAGCGAGGGCUGCCAGGGAUGCCAGGACAACCAGGACCCCCGGGCCACCCGGGACCACCGGGGGAGCAGGGACCAGAUGGACCUGUCGGUAAAGAGGGCCCCCCAGGAAAACCGGGUAUCGCAGGACCGGCCGGCCAGAAGGGUGAAGCUGGAUCCCCGGGCGAGAGGGGCUACCCCGGGGAGAAGGGCAGAGCCGGCAUGCCCGGGGGGCCAGGGAAGAGCGGCUCCAUGGGCCUUGUGGGGCCACGGGGACCUGCUGGAGAGAGGGGCCCCCCUGGCUCACCGGGACCCGCGGGCAGCCCCGGACUGCCGGGCCCCCCAGGGAUGAUGGGUGACGUGGUGAAUUACGACGAGAUCAAGAGGUUCAUCCGGCAGGAGCUGAGCAAGAUGUUUGACGAGCGGAUGGCCUACUACACCUCCCGGCUGCACUUCCCGGUGGAGAUGGUGGCAUCCCCGGGGAGACCCGGACCCCCGGGGAAGGACGGGCUGCCCGGCCGGCCGGGACCCCCAGGUUCCCCAGGGAUGCCGGGGCAGAUCGGCAGAGAAGGGCGGCAGGGGGUGCCAGGCAUGCGGGGUGAGCCAGGUGCCAAAGGAGAAAAAGGCGAGAAAGGUGUGGGGAUGAUGGGGGACAGUGGCCCCCCAGGACCCCCAGGUGACCCCCUCCCUCCCCAUGGCCACCAGCCCCAUGCCGGGGCUUGCUGCCACCCCACCACCUCCCUGCCACCUCCCUCUCUCUCUCUGUCUUUUCUAGGUCCCCAAGGGCCACCAGGCUACGGGAAGAUGGGCCCCCCAGGCCCCGUGGGACAACAGGGCAUCCCCGGCAUCCCCGGCCCCCCGGGAGCCACGGGGCAGCCGGGCAAGACGGGGCACUGCAGCCCGGCGGAUUGCAUGGGCGCCGUGCCCCUGGAGCAGCCCCUCUUCCAGCCCAAAAACGUCAAGGGUCCCUUCGGCUGAGGGUGGGGAGGGGUCCCCGUCUCCCCCCCUCCCCCCCCCUCUGCUGUUAAUAUUGUUUCCCCGCUGUGCCGGGGGCUG